Symsagittifera roscoffensis is the source of this 3511-nucleotide messenger RNA. RefSeq names its product rho GTPase-activating protein 6-like. Gene Ontology annotation, biological process: signal transduction. The record is from RefSeq and is a predicted model, not a curated record. Lineage: Eukaryota; Metazoa; Xenacoelomorpha; Acoela; Convolutidae. The transcript is spliced from 13 exons. The coding region runs from base 1105 to 3351 and encodes 748 amino acids.
UGAGAAGCUUUUUGAUGUAGUGUUUUUCGAUUGAAGCAGUUGGAUUUCAAAUCAAGCAAGAGCGAUCCCAUAUUCUAAUAUCAGAUUAGCGGUCCCUUUCACCCGGCCAAAUUCCCUUAAUCCGCCGUCCGUACUAACUUGUGUGAUUGCCAAAAGGCUGAAAUAUACGUGCUGUUAUUGAAAUAGCACUGAAUUCUGAGUUGACUCCUUUUUGCUUGGCAUGGUACUAUAUUGGCUAAGGCCUUUCCUUUCAGUUAGACGUGCUACAAUCUACAAUCAAAUACUAUACUAGCUAGAGUCGGUAUUUGAAAAGUUUACCUUGCAUACAACCAUCUUACAUACCAUGUUAUAUGCGUUUAACUGCUCGUGUGACGCGCUGCUGUUUAAACUUUCGCAGGUUUAACUUUGAAACCUAUCUUGAGUUCUUUUGAAGUUCUCUUAACGCUUAAACCAGCCAUAACCCAUUUCGCUGAAAUUUGUAAGAAACGCUUUAUAGAAUAUAUUUUAGGCCCUGUGAAUCCAUGCAUACUUUGGAGAACUCAUAUUUUGGACCUAAUUUUACAUUUCGCGUUUUAACAUUUCGUGAUUUGAGUUACAUUUGAAACCAAUUCCAUCAUUCUGACAACAAUGGAUUCUCAAAGUUGGUAUAACUCUUCAUAAACUUCAGUUUAUGGAGUAUUUUUAUCAGUUUUGUUACAAAUAGUUAUAACUUCAAACAAAGCGGUCCUUACUUUGCUUUAUUUUUUGCUAUUUUACAAAACAGAUUAAAUAGACGUCGACUUAAAUCAUUCGUUGACGCGUCACGACAAAAGGCUUUUUAUUUGGUGACACAUUUAUUGCCGAAUGUGAAACUUUGCAAAAUUGAUUCAAGCAGAGAUCCUGAAAUUAAAAUAAUACCCCACGAUCUCGAUGAAUGAACCCAAAAUCUACGACUUACAUUGAAAUUAUUAUGCAAAACUGAAACAAGAGUCCGUUUGAUAAUUAUUUCGCUAUUAAUUUUAUUGACCGUGAACUUUGACCUUUGAAUGUUCAUAGCUUUAGUUGAUAAACAGUUAAAUCUCUAAUUAGUUAAAAACUUUACCACUCUUCUCUCAACUGCUGAAAAUGCCGAAGAGCAAAUAUUUCAACCGACUCGCGUUUCGCAAACUCAAGCGAAAGUCGAGUGUCAAGUCGGCCCGAGAUGCUCCUCGUAAUUCGAUCACGACAAGUCAGUCGGUGAUCGCAGGCGAGAACGAUUCAGGUUUCGGACCAAUGCGUUCGGAAUGCACGUGGAGAUGUGUGGCGUCUUCGUCUAACGAGAAAGAGCUGUUCGACAAACUGAACACAAGUGACGUCAUUGCAGUCCAUUCAAAAUGCACCAAUCAGAAUAGUCAGAUGCAGCGGACACCAGCCCACACGUGGGUGCACAAGAGCGGCCAGUGUUCGCUGGAGAUCCCGGACACGCCUCUGUUCCAGCUGACAGAGGCGGAAGUUGUCACUCUGCAGAAGCUGGCUGUCAUCUGCCUUCGUGCCACUGACUUCUCCUGCAAUAUCAUCAUACCCAGAGAGUUUCCUUUGGAGACAACGAAGCGUUUCUCCAGCAACUCUGGUGGUCUCAAUUCCAGAUUCUGCAAUCUCAGAAAGUCAUCAAGAAAUUCGUCAGAGACACAAUCCAGGUUGUUUGGGGUCUCGCUGGGAUCUUUGGUUCGGAAUCAAGACAAGGAGAACUUCCCGGAACCCAGUGUUGAACCGCCAUCGCCCGACAAUCCGAACCCCAGUGAGCAGGAUCCGACACCGACAAAAGAAACCGAUAAUUUCAUAGAUCGAAAGGAUACUAAGACGAUGGCAGACGCGGAGAAAGAACACAUUGAGAAGUUGAAGAGUUAUUUGACCAAUGAUCACCCGGAAACACUCGGGAAGGCGGUUUUUAUCAGUUCCUCAAUCGGAAAUAUCGCAGCACCUCAAUCUUUUGCUGUUCGAAAGAUGUCACAAGUGGCCCUUGAUUCGUCCCCCACUGGGGGUGGGGGCGUGGCUUGCGGGGUUGACUUCCGGGGGAGGGGUCCCUCUUUCAGUUCCAUAUACUCCAUCUUAGCACGAAGUGCGUCCUCCUUAGUUGACGCGCUAACCCUUUCCCCUCACGAGACAAACUCGACACACAACUCACUGGAGUCUUCGUCCCAUCGGAGUCGCAAGUCCGCUUCUCAGUCGGAGAGUGUGAAAUAUGCUGUUCCGAAUGAGCCUUGUGUGCCGAUAUUUGUGAAAACUUGCGUGAGCUGGAUCAAGCAACACGACGGUUUGAAAACACUGGGAAUAUUCAGGAUAGCGGGAUCUCAGAAACGCAUCAAAAAUUUGCGCGAGUGCUUCGACACUCUAGGGGACACACAUUGGCCCAAUGAGGAGAGUGCGACUGUUCAUGAUGUGGCGGCACUUUUGAAGUCAUUUCUGAGGGAGCUGCCAGAGGGACUACUGAGUCGAGAACUCUACCACCCCCUCAUAGCCACGACAAAGAUCGAAGACGUGAAGGUGCGUCUGAAAUGUCUGAAGUUGCUGUUGUGUCUGCUGCCGAGGGCCAGUCGGGACACUCUCCACUUUCUACUCUCUUUUCUACACGAGAUCCAUUCGGCCACUCUCUCGGAAGAGGAGGAGGAGGAGCACGAGCACCAGCAGCACGACCCCAACUCCAGUCCAGAGAUGAGCGGGAGCAAAAUGAAUGCUGCAAAUUUGGCCACCGUGUUUGGUCCCACUAUCAUGAAGCCCCCCAACUGCAGCCCCUGUGGACAUCGCAGUGGGGGCAUAACAUCCAAUACUGCCAGUCUCAUGUUUCUGGGGGGAGGGGCGGGGGAUAUAGGGGUCGAAAAGAUGGAGUAUAUCGAGGAUUACAGUCCCAUUGUCAAAAUCACAAAGACACUUAUACUUUGUCACCAACAACUAUUUCAAUUGGACGGUGCUACGACUAGCAACAUUCUGCAGGUGAUCCAGGAGACCAACCCAGAGGCAGUGGACUUCAUCAUCAACCAACGCUACAGCAAAAGCUUCCUCAAACGACAAAUAUCAGUUGACCAAACUCGCAGCAGCACAAAAGAGCCAAAAGAAGCAACCCACUCCUCCAUUUUCAAGUCAAGCAGUCAAAAAAGAGCCAAUCACCAUAACUCCUCCAGAAGUCUCAGUUGUUGUCGGCAUUCGAUCAAACAAGCUCGCGAACGCUUUUUCCAAGACCCGACUACCGCUUUCAACCCUAACUUGACACCCCUUUCGUAUCAGGACCACUACAGAAAAUUCUCGCAGCUCGACAACCAGUCGGGUUUCGCCGAAGUCGGAACUUACACGCGAAAGUUCAGAUCAAAUAAAAUAUCUCGAGGGUAUCAAUUUUGACGUCCCUAAUCUGUAUUUUUAACUUUGAUUAAUCUUCAAUUGACAAAAAAUGUUUAGUGCAAAUAAACUUUAGCAAAAUGUCUUCGUGAAAAACUGACUUGAAACUUUUCUACAAUGUGAUCUUUCAUUCAAAAAUAAAAUUUACGUUUUUCAAUAAUAA